Molecule: messenger RNA, 2369 nt
Organism: Alternaria rosae
Lineage: Eukaryota; Fungi; Ascomycota; Dothideomycetes; Pleosporales; Pleosporaceae
Exons: 2
Coding region: 224-2029 (601 amino acids)
Source: RefSeq, a predicted model, not a curated record
CACCUCGACUUUGGUGUUCUCGCAAGCCAUUGCAGUAGUCUGCUAUCCACGCUUUUUCUGGUGUUGAGUCUACAAACGCGCUCAGCCAGCACCAGCGCCCUGAAUCUGCCUGCGCGCCUUCGCCGCUCACAUCGGGAACUUCUCUCAACCUUUUCUAUUGUCGUCUGCACUAGACGCGCCCCGGUGCCCUUCUGGGGAUUGUGUCGACCUAGUGUUCGGCGCCAUGGCCGACGAUGCAUCUUCGCCGGGCAGUCUAAGCUCGCCCCCGCACUCGCCUGAGGGCACUCCGACAGCGACUAUCCGCGCAGCUGCAGGUGGUGUUGGUGUUGGAACUAGCACGCCAACCCCUGCAACUGCAUCGCCAGCUCCACGCGGCCUUACUGCGAACGGCCAGCCACGCAAGAAGCCAGGUCCGAAACCAAAGGCCAAAGACCCCAGUGCACCAGAGCCAGAAAAGAAGACAAGAAAGCCCCGUAAGUCGGAGCCCAAGGACCCAAAUGCCGCGCCUGCGCCACGGAAGAGGAGGACAAAGGCAUCGCUGGAGGCACAGGCGCAACCAGCCGCACAGGUCGUCGACGAGAAACCGCCUGUGCAGCUAUCACCCAUACCACAGACUGGGCCCAGUGAAUCUGUCCCUGCUUUGCAAGCCGAGCAGCCGCCUGCAGUCGCGCAGCCAACCCGUAUGUUGAGCAAUCCCGAGCCGACUCUUCACAGUAACCCAAAUCUCUCUCAUAUCAGCGUUGCGCCCUCAACACCACGGCCAUCCAGUUCAGGCCAAAGAUAUGAUCCCAUCCGAGGCGACACCUUUGAGUCAAAACCGCAGCCCCCAGCAAGCGCGCCUCCGCCGCCUGUUUCACCCCCGAUCAACCACCGUGCGAGUGCGUCACCUUCCAUCACAAGUCUCAUUGACCCGCCAUCUGCCAGCAACUCCUUCUAUUCACACCCUGCCAAGCUCCAACAACAGGCAUCUAUCACGUCCGCACCCGUGUCACCUGCCGCCUUCUCCACGCGACCAGCGUCGGUCCUUCCUUCUCAAGACUACUCACCUCAACUCCAACAACAGCAACCGCAAACAUCCCUUCAGAACCACGCUCAGCCGUAUCCCACUACAUCAUCAGGCCCGACUCCCAUGGACAUUGAUACCGAGCCCAGUAAGCCAGCAUCCGUCCCAAUGGCAAAAGAAAAUUCCACAAACUCCGGUACCCUCUCCCAGUCUAAUGCUCCCACUCCACCCGCCAAAACCGUCCGCCAGAAAGAGGCCCCGCCACCGCUGCCUUCCGGUAGCGGCCUCCUGUCAGGAACGCCAUUCGGUCCUGUUGCCAAUGCCAACGGCACAUCUGAGACUCAAGGCACCAACAUCUACUUGACUUUCGACCUGAAGGGACGCGAAAACGUCACCAUCAACUUUGCACAAGAAGUCGAGAGGAAGUACGGCUUCGCUGCUCUGCAUCCUCGCAUCGCCGCACGAAAAGAGCGCCAGCGUCAGAUCACGGCAGCAGGUGCAGCACUUGAGCGGGCAGCAGGUGGGGGCUCUAACGACGAUCAGUCUGUCGACUUAUCAGAGAACGAAAGCAACGUCGAGAUGGGCGGUAUGGACGAUGAGACAUCGGCCAAGGAGAAUGGAGGCAAGAAGCGACGCAAGCGCAAGCAAGAAGAUUACGACAAGGAGGACGACUUCAUCGACGAUACCGAGCUAGCUUGGGAACAACAAGCGCUCAUGGCGAAAGACGGCUUUUUCGUCUACAGUGGCCCACUCGUCACCGAGGAGAAGCCAACUGUGGAGAGGGCCGACGGUACCGUUAGACGUGGACGAGGACGAGGACGUGCCGGCACCGUACGAGGCGAGACGUCAGGCCGUGGCAGGGCACGUGGAGGAGGUCCAGGUUCUCGUGGUGGUUCUACUGUCCGCAAGCCCCGUGUUACCAAGGCUGAUCGCGCACAAAUGGAACAGGAGAAGGCAGCUCGAGAGUCUAUGGCCAAAACCCUGACCAACAUGUCUACUCACGCCGGCCAGGCUAGUGCCAUGUAGCAACCGGACUUCGCCCAACGGUCAACCCUAAGUACGGUCAGGCGUGUCCUAUCGAUUACCAUUCGCAUUGGGAACCCCAGCAUGGGCUUCCAUUUCGUGUUCGAUCCUUUUGUGUUUAGUUAUCUGUACGAUACUGUUGGCUAGGCAGAUAACCCCAGUCGACACUGCAACAGCCAUCUAGCUAGCAGUAUGUAAAGUCGGGAGGCGUUAGUGUAGGCAUUACUUUAGCCGGCGUUAUUCUCCAGACGAUUCAAAGUCGUUCUCAAGACCGUAGAACCAUUACUCCAGAACCAGGGUUUUUCUUCCAUCGCUGUCUGUCAUUUUCCCUCUUUAGGAUCGU